AUGUUAUCCAACAAGCUCAGAAAACGGCUAAACAACAUCAGGAGUAAUCCAGCAUCCCCAGAUGCUCUGCCCACUCCUUAUCUGCCUCCUUUGAGCCUUGAGACAACCGACCUCUACUCAAACAAAUACACAGACUUACCAGAUCGUUCACCAGACGUUCGUACCGCUAAUGAUAAUGCUGUGUUUCAAUCUCCCAACAUAGAUAAUAGCCCUUCUCCAUUUGCGUCUCCUAGAUUUGGCACAGAGGGCCAUAUUGUAUCUCCUGAAGCUAAUUCUAAUACAAUACCUUCUUCAACAGAGUCCCAUGGCAGAACUUUAAAGCAUAAAACAUCGAAAUUAUUCAAAAGGACAACCUCGAUGACUCUAGAAGGCAUUACAAGUACCACCGACAAACUCAAAAUGAGAAAUAACAAUAGCAUCAGCAAAGUUCAGAUUUCAGGACCUCAGAAUUUCAAGCAUUUAUACCAUAUGGAUACCACCGCCAAUGAUAGCGACAAAAUGCACAGUCCUGAUGACAUGCAACAACCGGCACCACCUAGUUCACAAAAGGCUGGGUACAAGCCAUCUCCAGCAUCCAUGUCAUCAUCUUUGUUUUCCGAUGAUUAUAUUCAAAGUGGUCAAUACCCCGCCACUCCUAGCUCUCCAGUGUCUAGUGCCACCCCAGCUACAGGAGACCGUCGCGUGUCAGAUAGACCCAACAUCAAUAUCAACACUAAGAACGUCUCUUAUUAUACCUCCAAAACUUCUCCUACAAACUCUGCCAGCUCAAUAUUUGACAAAAAUUCCCAUACUCACAGAAACUUACGCACCAGCUCCAGUUUUUCCACCACCACUGGUAACAGCAGUGACCAAAAAUUGGGAAUUUCUCAGCCAAUACGUGAGACCAAUGCAGACCAUGGUUCUUCUAAAACUUCUAACUCCUAUGAUAGUAUUGAUUCCAGUCGGAUCGGUAAUUUUGAAUUUUCUAGUCCUUUCAAUGACACAGACACAAAUGAGAAAAACAAAUCAACUUUGUCUUAUCGAUCCCGUCAAAAUUCGACAUCAAGUUUACUUUCGAAUACUUCUAACAUUCUGUCCCAUAGCCGUCGUUUGCUUGUAUCGGAUUCAAAAUUACAAUACGAAUCACCAUCUGCAGCUUUGAGCCCUCAAGGCGCAUUUCUCAAACAUAACAAAUUUCUUAACGAUUCUACUCCGGUGCCAAAUUUUGCCCCUCCUGCUCCUCCAGUACCUGCUUCCCCGGCUCAUACCAAUAGAAGUGAGGACUCUUCCAAGACUGUCAUACCUCCGAAGACUGAUGACCCAGAAACGUCAAUUCUGCCAAUAACUGGCGGCGUUGCUUAUAAGGCACCAAAGCUAGAUGAUUUCAUUUCCGACUCAUCAGUUCCAAAUAGCUUACAUGGCGAGGGCAGCACGUUUUCGGGAGAUAAUAGUAGUGGUGGGUUAUUUAAUUCUGCAGGAACCCCAAAUGAAUCUUUGUCAGCUAUUAAUUCUGUCAUAAAUUUGGCUUCUUCCUCUAUGUCUUCCUCAAUUCAGGUGAAUAAUAUUCAACCACCACCAGCUCGCCCACAACCAAGGAAAUCCAAGUCAUUUAAAAAUUUAAAGAAAUCGUUAAAUAAACAUAUCCAAUCAGUGGCUCUUCCUAGAAAAAUUGGCUUCAAGCAAAGCAAUGAUUCAGUGAAUAGUUUGGGAUCUGAUAAAUCAUUGACAGGAUUUUCGCCAGAAGAAGAUACCAACAACGCUCACAGCAAGCAUAUAUCAUUAGAUUCCAAUGCAAUGGCAGAGACUUCUACAAUUCUAAAGCAUUUAAGUUUCGAACAAGGAAUAAAAAGCUCGUUCGAUAUUGAUUUUGAUAAAGAAGUGAAUUUCCGUGAUGGUGACGCAAGCAACACCGAUAAACAAUCGAUGAGAUCAUCAUCACAUCAAAGACAACAAUCUUCGUUCAGCAGUGGUGUUAGAAGUCCUUCCAAUAUUGCGAAUAUGCAUUCCUACGCGGAUGAGGUACAUCGGUCUCGUCAUGGUACCAUAACUUCUACCACUACCAGCAAUUCUUCGUCAGGAUUUUCUUAUAAUACUACCAAACCAGUUCCCGUUCCAACUGGCUCUGCAAGCUCUUCAAUUCAUGUGGCUGGUUCCAACAACCCUUCUCCAAGCAAAGAUCCUUCUAAAGAGAAGCGGCGUUCAACGGUGUACAUUCGUCAAUCCUGGUUGAAAGAUGAAGCAUUGGCAAUUUACAAAGAUGGUGAUAUUGGUAGGCAGUUGGCAAUUUUGAACGGUUCUCCUAUACUCAAUACCACUGGAGAAUUUUCCCAGGCUAAUCAUAGUAAUGAGAAUACCCUACAAAAUAUAACAAGAAGUCGCGCCAACAGCACCCUAAGAUCGACGGUGGGCGAUAUUUUGGAGGAAGAUGAGACAAGCCCAAAGAGGAGCUUGGCAACAGAAGAAUCGCUAGUUAGACCUUUUGUGGGCGGCGCUUCUAUGAACAGCACGUUUGAUGAUUCAUACAAUGGCACAAUUGUAGAGUCUACUGAUUCUGGGGAUAAAAUAAGAGGAGAAAUUGAAGAUAACGAAGCAAUCCCAUUUGAGGCCACUACUGAUCACGAAGUGCAAGGUACGGCAUCUGGGUUCAUGUUUAGCCGUCGUCGUUCGGAAACUGACUUAACAAAUAUUGCGAUGUUGGAGCUUGAGGAGAAACCAAUAGAAAGUGAAUUGGAUGAAACCACCAAAGAGACUCCAGAAGAAACUUUUCAAUUCCCGCAACAUCAAGAAUCAUCACCAGUGAAGGAGUUAUCAGUAGAUACCAGUUUUGCGAAAAACACAGCCGAAGCUUCUAGUGGUCCGGCAAUUGAGUUCGCCAGUAAGGGUAAAUCUAUGGCAGAUUUGAAAAGAUUGACUCUUCAUACUCCUUCUUACAUACUAAAGGACAAAUCACCGUUAUCCAAGUCUGCGAAAAACAAUCAAGAAGCUGACGAAUUAGAUGAUCUUCCUUCCCCUACUUUACCAAUACCGGAUGAUGAUAAGAGAACUUCUCCAACCAAUACAUCAUUCAACCCUCCUUCGCUCUCAACAAUGGCAUUGGAAUCCCCUUCGAACUCUCCUACCGCAAACCAAAUCAGCUUCGUUUACUCCAAAAACUUGAACCUUCCUACACCAAAGAAGUUUGGUCACAAUAGAAAUAUUAGUGUUGCCUCUUCGAUAUACUCCAAUGGUACUGGGGGUCUUUCAGUUCCUAAUGCCGGUGAUAUCAAUAACUCUUCGCAUUCCAGGUCAUCCAGUAUGUAUAAUAAUGAAGCGCUUGUGGCAAGUGCAGAUGAUUUGCUUGUGAACAAAUCACGAAUUGAGAAUGGCUCGAGCUUGAAUGGAAAUACUUUGGAAUUGGAUUCUGUGCCUCCAGUGGUGCCUUUAGGUAUUGGUAAAGGGAAGAAAAAGUUGACUGUCGAUAGAAAUAGUUAUAUUCAGUUCAACUUUAACAAGUUUGAGGAUUUCAAAGCUCAUUUUAAUGAAGUUGAGGAGUAG
Molecule: messenger RNA, 3513 nt
Organism: Saccharomycopsis crataegensis
Lineage: Eukaryota; Fungi; Ascomycota; Saccharomycetes; Ascoideales; Saccharomycopsidaceae
Exons: 1
Coding region: 1-3513 (1170 amino acids)
Source: RefSeq, a predicted model, not a curated record